CCCAGUUAUGGAAUGAUGUUUUCAUCUGACACUUCAGAGGUUGCAGAAAAGAACAGUAAGACAAGCAGCUCAGUGGCCUCCGCAGCUGCAUCAACCUCGCCCCAGGAGACGGAUACCACAACCACUGUAGAAUGCAAAGAAGAAAGAGUAGAGAAUGGUAACACCAGUGAAACAGAUAACGCCCUUUCUGUCCCCUCAGUCAAUACUGAAGAAGUUGUUUCAAAGCCUACUCUCUUGCACAAGGUGAAGAAAGAAAAUGCAGCCACCAGAAGCGCUUCUCUUCCCAAUCUGUAUGGACUUGUUGUGGAUGCAGUUAUGGACCACUUCAGCACAGAACCCUUCAAAGACAGUCUGGCCCAAUCAGUGAAGAAUGAGGUGAGACGCACCCUUUCUAUGCCUGACUGUGGAUUGUUGAACACUCAAAUUGAUAAUUACUUUGAGAGGAAAAUGCUAGAGGAUAUGCUGAAGGAAGUAUCCCGACAGUGCGGAGGAACAAGCUCUAGCACCAUGGCGGAAGAGGCUACAGAUGAAGAAGAGAUCUACAGACUAGAAUCUGCUGCAGCACAACUGAUACAGAAAGUUUUCCAGGAGGUCAAGACACAUUUUGUGUUCAAGAUCAAGAAGGGUUCUCCCAAGAGAUGUCUAUCCCCAAAAGUAAGCCGAACAGCCAUCAAUGCUGUGAGCAGUCUUCUGGGUGACAUGGAGACAACUGUGAUGGCCAGUGUUCCAUGUUCUUGUACUACUUCCAGAGCAGAUAUGGAAGGAAUGCUCUCUGAGGCAACAGGCGAGCACCCAGCGAAAUCAAUGGCCUCUGCAAAAGUUGAGUUGAUCGCUGAUGAUUUAGUGGAAGAUGCCAUCGAUAUGUGCAGUGAAAUGAUUUUAGACGACCAGCCACUAGCUCUACUACAUGACGAUCCUGAAGAAGGUCCAUCACAUGUUGUUGUUCCUGGACCAAUUCAGAGCAGCCUGUCUGGAUGUGAUGAACGCCACACAAAAUCACAGGACCCUGCAGUAAAGAUUGAAGACCAUGAGGUAAAGCCAAUUUUGAUUCAAGACACAGCGCUCAUAUCCCCAGGUGAGAAGAAUACGGAUGAAAAAAGAGUCAUUAGAGUAAGUUAUGUCUUUGACUCAUCCCCUAGAAGGAAAGCUCACAAGGCCACCAGAAGCACCUCUUUCCCUAACCUCUAUGUCACCCUUGUGGACGGAGUUCUGGACCAAAUUAGCACAGAACCUUUCAAAGAAAUACUGGCCCAAUCUGUGAGGAAUGAGGUAAGACCUUCUGUCUCUUUGCCUCAAUUUGGAUCGGUGAACCUCAAAAGCGAGGACUGCGCGGAGAAAGAAAUGAUUGAGGAUAUGUUGAAAAGUGUAUCCAGAAAACUCAGUAAAGACCAGGCCUGUCAGCUGACCGGGAAAGCCAGUGAGACCAUGAAUGCCAAUGUAGGUGCCAUUUCACUUACCCCCAAACUACAGUCUACUGCCAAAGACCUAAUCAUCAAAGUUCUGGAGCAGGUCAAGACUAUAAUAAUCAAUAUGAUUAGACAAGAUUCUCCCAACAGGGCGAUUUCCUCCAAGGCAAGCCAGACUGCCAUCAAUGCUGUCAGCGACAUUUUGGGUGCUAUGGGAACCUCUCUCAUGGCAAGCAACACACCAUUUGUUCCUGAUGUGGCUGGACUCCAGCCUGACCUAGAUGAUGUAGCAUCUUACUCAACUGAAGCUUUUGAAGCAUAUCCAGGGAUCUGGAUGUCAUCCCAGAAGAUAAAAUAUAUUGCCUCAGGCCUCAUGGACACUGUCUGUGAUGACCUACUGGAUGUGGAUGGUUUCCUCAGACGGAGCGCUGGUGCAUUAUCCUCACAGGAAGACCUUGAUCUUCAGAAGGUAAUUACUUCAAAACCAGCAUCCCCAGUCAAUUGCAUGCCUGUCAAAAGAUGCCUGUCAAUGUCCUACCUUGAUGCUUUGAAGAAUCCUGAAGACAUUGAAAAUGCUACUCACCUCAGUAGAAGCCUUGACUCUCUCGCCGUAAUUGAUGUGCCUACUUCAACCUCAAAGGAAAUUUCAUACGGCACAGAAUUGAAACUGACACAGUUGCAAAAGGAUGUCUCUGCAUCAUCCUCACUUUAUGCCAUGAGCAACUGUUGGAGCUCAUUGGAGUUUACCUCCAGUGGAUCUGAUAUCCCUAUCGACGAAGAGGCCCAAAGGAUUUCCUACACAGACGAAGAAGACAGUCUGUCCAAAUCCCUCCCGACCUCUUCCAAAUCAGUCUUCAAUGUCUCUGGCCUCGUCCCUACUCCUCCAGAGGGAAAGCCAAAGGUGAGGCUGCCAUGGCGCCCAGUGCUUCGCUGUAGAAAGGUUCCAGAGCAGCCCCCCAACAAGAUGCACAUUUACACAGUUCACAGGGAUGCUUUUCAUUUCCCAACUGAGACAAUGCAAUCGACCAGUCCAUCAUCACCCGAGGGAGACUUCUCAACUCCAGAGUCCCAGAGGCCAAGAGCGGUGGACAGCUCAGACAAGGAGUCUAUCUUUAAUAUAGACUCAUCCAAACGACUCGUCGCAGAGAUAAUGCUGUCUGUUCGGGAGGACGUUGUUGAGGCAAAGCAGAGCGAAUUGCCCGCAAAUCUGUCAAUUGACAAUGAGAUGCUCAACCCUUUGGCUCAGAGUGGGACACCCCGCACUGAUUCCUGAACUGCCUCCAACACCACUCCUCACAGUGAGAGUGAUAACUGAAGAAAGAUUCACAUGUUUACUUGGACAUACAUGAUAGAAGCAUUUGCUUACAUUAUUUUGAAUCACAUUGAGCUAAUAAAGAAUGCAUUUAUUUUCUAAAAAAGACAAAAGCAUUUAUUUACACUGUGUAGUUUUUCUUAGAUGUUAGUGUUAAGUUAGGAAUAUUAAAUUGAAAGUUAGGAGAGAGUAAUUAUAUAUCUUUGCUCUGAAUGGUGACAUUGUUUAAACAGUCUCACAAUUUGACAAUAAAAUAUUAAUACACUUUU
This is a messenger RNA of Oncorhynchus nerka (sockeye salmon), 2987 nucleotides long. RefSeq lists its product as uncharacterized. The coding region runs from base 13 to 2679 and encodes 888 amino acids. NCBI's taxonomy places the organism in Eukaryota, Metazoa, Chordata, Actinopteri, Salmoniformes, Salmonidae. The transcript has 3 exons. The record is from RefSeq and is a predicted model, not a curated record.